AUGUGUGAAUUUAGGGAUAUAGAUACAGAAUAUGGACAGCAUUGCUUCUCGGAGACUACAAAAUCUUUAAAACUAGGUGGCGAGUCAGACGAAAGAAUUAUUCGCAGAUUCUACCCUCGAGAGAUUCCCACAUCAGAACUAGAAAGAGAUGAGAAAAUUAAUUUUGAGAAAGGAUAUUUGAAGGAGGAACUGUAUGAUGAAGAGUAUGUGACUGAGGAAGAGCUUAGGGAAGAGGAUACUCCAGGAAAAUUCAAAAAUUAUGUUCAGCUUCCUGGCAUUGGACAAAGUGCCAAUGAAUUAAAGGGCUGCAUCCGUCAGUUUGUACAGAGAAAUAAUAACGGAGAUGAAAGACUAUGGCACACAGACAAACGAGGAAUUUUUGGGAAAAACAUGAAUGCUGAGAAACUUGUCUGUGCAGACCGUUAUGAGCAAGAAACGAGUGAUCAAAUUGACAGCUUUCACUGCAUGCCGAGUUCAGGUAAGCCAGCUGUCGAAUAA
Protopolystoma xenopodis is the source of this 498-nucleotide messenger RNA. The record is from the annotation of a GenBank genome assembly. Lineage: Eukaryota; Metazoa; Platyhelminthes; Monogenea; Polystomatidea; Polystomatidae.